UAUACAUGUUUAAUACACAUAGUAUUUAUUUCCCCCUAUCAAAAUUGUCGACGACAACAACUGUCGAAAUAAAAUCUCUUCUCAACAUUUCAGUGCGGUAUUUACAGUCGAAACGUUUCAAACAAUAAUGACGUCAAAACGAAAAUCGAUACAUUUGACAAUUGCCGAAAAAUACGAUAUUCUUGAGAUGAGAAAAAGAUGUGAAUCUCGACAAUCUGCAAUGGAAAAGUACGGUAUUUCACAAACCACCUUGAAGCGUAUAUAUGCACAAAGCGAAAGGAUUAAAAAACAAUUCGAAAGCAGUAAGGAACUUAGCCGUGACACAAAACGUUUAAUACGACGUACAGUUGAUGUAGAUAGAGUUAUUCACCAAUGGUAUUUACGAUGUAAGGAAAGAAACGUACAAAUCACAGAAGCAGACCUACAGGGAAGAGCUCUAGAAAUUAAUAUGAAAUUACACGGAUAUCCUAGUUUUAGAGCCGGUCGCCCUUGGAUCCUAGGCUUUAAAGAACGUUUCAAUAUUACUAAUGCGGAUAUCAGAAAAGCUGUUCCAUUCGAUACUGAAAGCGCUGCAGCGGAAGCCUUUACAGUUGACUUUAACAGAUUACUGCAUGAACGUCAGAUCGCAUUGAAGAACGUUUACAAUGUCGUUUACACAACAAUAAUGUGGAAAAUAGUACCAGAAAGAACUUGUAUUAUGGACCGUGCGAAAUCGACAGGAAACCUGGAAAUGUGCGAAGAUUACGUUACUGCACUUUUUUGUGUAAAUGCUACCGGAUGUCGCAAGUUGCCGGUACUAGUAAUCGGUACCGAACCGGAUGUUCAUGCUUUAUACAAUUACGAUACAGAAGCAUUCUCCACUAUCUACAAAUCAAAAGAAAAUGCUUGCAUGGACAGUAGCAUUUUCAAGGAAUGGUACGAAGACCUUUUCUUAGAAUCAGUCAAAGAAAGACAACGGGAGAACGCUCCCAGGGAGCAAUAUUUGUUGUUACUCGAUAAUGCUAUGUCACUUCACAAUCUCAAUGAUCUUCACGAUUUAGAUCGUUCCGUUACGGUUAUGUCUCUUCCAGUGAACAUAUCACCACUCCGUCAACCAAUGAAUUGUGGUAUAAUAUCAUGUUUCAAGCGAAAGUACCGAAUAGAAUUACUGAAAACAGCUAUGCCAAUAACUGUUGGCGGCACGGAGGAAGAUAUGAUAGACGUACAUAAACAAAUAUCCAUGUGGGAUUGCUGUCGCAUUGUACAUGAUGCUUGGUUGAGUGUCGACGAUGCAAUACUGACAAACUCGUGGAACAAUCUUUUGACGGUGCGAAAUGUGCAGAGAAUAGAA
This is a messenger RNA of Bombus impatiens (common eastern bumble bee), 1330 nucleotides long. Its product is annotated as jerky protein homolog-like. The transcript has a single exon. The annotation marks the transcript as partial. Gene Ontology annotation, molecular function: DNA binding. Lineage: Eukaryota; Metazoa; Arthropoda; Insecta; Hymenoptera; Apidae. Gene Ontology annotation, cellular component: nucleus. The record is from RefSeq and is a predicted model, not a curated record.